Messenger RNA from Emericellopsis cladophorae, 4782 nucleotides. RefSeq names its product Dynamin-binding protein-like protein. Lineage: Eukaryota; Fungi; Ascomycota; Sordariomycetes; Hypocreales; Bionectriaceae. The transcript is spliced from 4 exons. Bases 1 to 4782 code for a protein of 1593 amino acids. The record is from RefSeq and is a predicted model, not a curated record. Gene Ontology annotation, cellular component: cytoplasm. Gene Ontology annotation, molecular function: guanyl-nucleotide exchange factor activity; protein binding.
AUGGACAGCACUGGCAGCGACAUGGAUCAUUGGGACCUCGAAUACGAUGAGGCCCGCCAAGAUCUUGACCUCCGCCAUCAGCGCCGAUUACAGCAUUUUCACCACGACCUGACAUUCGAUCACGACACGAGCUCCCACUCGGGAUACGCACACGACCACAACUUCGCUUCGACGGACACUCAUGACCAUCAUGCGUCCAGUAUAGAUCCGGACGAUCGCUACUUCCACGACCAAAUGGCCUCGUCUUCGGUUCCACGUCCGUCGUUGCGCUCGAAUGGCGACGGAACGACCCCGAGGCAUCCAGUCGUCUCACCGAAUCGAAGUCUACCCAGGCCAAACAAUGUUCGAUCAGCGUCAAAUCCAGUGGCAGCGACAACGAAUCCCAAAGUCCGCCCGAACCCUAAUGGCAAGCCGAGCGUCAAGGACCUCAAGAAGCGAUUCGAUCAGAGUGGAAAUGGCUCUUCGAUCCCUCGUACCCCAGGGACUCGCACCGACAAUGCGUCAGGGCCACGGGUGCAGACGACGUGGAAAGGUGGUGACGGUGCCAACUCAUAUGCGAGCCGGGAGGAGGGGGGCACCGCCCAGAUUGCCAACGCCCAACAGCAAUACACGACUCCAGGCGUAUAUUGCUUCCCCUCCACCGAAACUGUCACCACCACUACGAAGCUCGAGACCCAGACAGCCAGUGUCUAUGGCGACCACAGCAAGCUCACGGUCGAAAGCGCGGCGCAGGAGCCAGGAAGCCGCCGUCGAAAGAUGUCGAUAGGACCAAUAGACUUUGAACAACGACGAGAGCACAUACGUCUCGCGUACAGUAAGUCUGUGCGCGAGAGCCAAGCUCUCGAAAGUCGUAAACGGGCAGCGGAGAGGAGGCGGCGGGAGCUCGAGGCGGCCACACAAGCGCAAGCAGCAACCGAGUCUUCAUCGGCAGCCCCUUCUCCAUUAGCACGCGAGCCGUCGACUGCUGAGCCGGAAUCCCCAAGUGGUGAUAUGCCAGUCGAGCACCGGCCGCACGUCCAGGCUGCGUUGGAUGCGGUAAUCCUUGCUGAGUCGCCGGUAGAUAUGGAUUUCACCCGUCAAGAGACGAUGGCCGCUCCUUCUGAGGAAACGAUUCAUCCAGAGGAGUCGUCUGUCGCGCCUCAGAGAUACCCAGUUCUCGAAACGCCCCCGAUGGACGUGCCCGGUAGCUUUCCGGCCUUCAGCCCACAAACUGAUAGAGACGAGCCACCGCUUUCAGCUGUAUCAGCGACCACAGAGACUACCGAAUUCGACGUUGAUCCGCAGGACGAACCUUCUAUGUCUGCUACACCACAAUCCGACGCAGUGCCCUUUACAGUCAAACCACCAAGCCCCCAGCAGCUGGCUCCUGUUCCUUUUCGCGCUGAAUACUACUCUCCGUUCGAAGACGAUUCUCAUUCCCCGUCCGUCGAUAGCGAAAGUCACGAACCUGUACAGCCCUCUCGGGAUUCAACAGUCUCAUCAGGCUACGAUGAUGAGAACAGAAUGUCCCCAGUGGACGCGUACGAGGAGAGGUUCAGGAUGAAUCGCGACCAGCCACCGCGAAUGGCAAGCUCGUUUAGCACGACUGUCACGAUACUGCCUCCCCAGCAUGCUGCUGAUAGCGAGACUGUACCUUUCCCUCGACUCGACAUGCAAGACGAUUCGGACUGUCACACAGACCUCGACGACACAGCGGAUCCUGCGCGUAGUUCAGCGUAUGGUUACGACAACGUCAAUGACACAUGCACCGAGGACGCUGAUGACCGCCUACCUCUAGACGACUGUCAAUCGGAGUCACAGUGUGACGAUCGUCGUUCAUCGCAGAUCAUGUCGUCUUGCGCCACUUCAGACGCUGGUGAUGCUGGGUACGAGCCCAACGCGACAGAGCCCACGACCCUCUUGGUUCCCCCCUCGUGGUCCAACCGGAUCAGCCAGCAUUCUCAAUGGACAGAUCUUACAGUAGAAAGCCCCAACCCUUCGAGUUUUGAUCAAUCACCCAAACUGGACGAUCCACAAGAAUCACCGACGUAUGGGCAUGUUACCAUCUUCGGAUCAGAAGUCAUAGGCCGCGGCAGCGACCCUGGAACGCGCGGAUCAGAACACGAUUCGCCCCGUGCGCAACAAUUUCACAUGACGACCGAGCCUCAGAGAUCCAACACACAGCAAUUGCCGAACGUUGAUGUUGGUGACGACUUAAGGAUACCGUAUCUUUCAGAAAACCCGGCGCACAGCGCACCAAAUAUCGCCUCGCCUGAUCAUGAGCCGCCGCCUGUUCCCCACCCUACUUCAGGCUCGCUUCUAACAUCCAGUCGGUCCAGCGGUUACGAUGAUCAGUCACAAUACGGGAGUACAAGACUCGCCUCAGGCCGUGGAAGCGAAGAAUACAUGUCACAGCUUGAAACGCCACGCACAAUUGACACCAACUCGGUUGGCACACCGGACCAGUACUUUGGCGCCCCCUCAUGUGACAGUGCAGCGACAAAGGUCAUUGUAGCAAAUGGCGACGAGUUGACAGAAAAGGAGCGGCAUCGACUUGUUCAGCGCCGCAACGUUAUCAAGGAACUUGUGGACACGGAGGCGGUCUUUGUGCGCGAUAUGAACAUUGUGGAGGAGAUUUACAAAGGCACGGCCGAAGCAUGUCCUAAGCUUGACGACAAGACUGUCAAGCAGAUCUUCCGAAACACCGAUGAGAUCAUUUCGUUCCACACUCAUUUCUUGGCACAAGUCAAAGAAGCGGCUGCCAAUGUCUACGUGAUGAAGUCGGGGCGCUCAUCAUCGUUGCAAGACAACGGGAACGAGAGUUCAAGCAAGGUUGAGACCAGCGAUGCGCAGGAUCGCACUGUGCUCCUCGGGCCCUUGUUCAAGAACAACAUUCAGCGGAUGAAGACGGCCCAUGAGGGCUUCCUGCGAAGCAGUGACCAGGCUGCGAAACGUCUCAUACAAAUCCAGCAGGACCCAACCGUCAAGGUGUGGCUCAACGAGUGUAAUGAGGUCGCCAAGGACUUGACAGCGGCGUGGGACCUGGAUUCGCUAUUGAUCAAGCCCAUGCAGCGUAUCACCAAGUAUCCGAACCUGAUCAUAACGAUCCUGCAACACACCCCGCAGGGCCAUCCCGAUCGAGAAGGACUGGCGGCAGCGAAAGACGUUAUCGAAAACGCCAUCAUCGAGAUUAACAAGACGAAGAAGAAUUUCGAGCUGGUUGGCCAGAUCGUUGGUAGGAAGCGCAAGGAGUCCGACGGCAAGAGUGGCCUCGCCAGGGCAUUUGGAAAGCGUGUGGACAAGCUACAAGCCCCAGGCGCGAGACCACCUGAGGAUUCGGAAUAUGCCAAGCUUCAUGAGAAAUUUGGCGAUGACUACUUGCGCCUGCAGGUGGUCCUCAGAGACGUUGAAUUCUACACUCGCCAGAUCUCUACCUACGUAAGGGAGUUCCUGCAGUAUCUCUCUUCAGUUGAGCUUGUCAUGCGGAUUCAGCCGGGCGGGCAUCCUGAGCUGGAGAGCAAAUGGGUGCAAUUUAACAUUUCGAUACGCGAUAUUGAAAAGCUAGCACUCGAGGAGCACCUGGCACAGGUUCGCAAGCAAGUCAUUGAGCCCUUUGAGCUGGUCAUCAAGGCCUACGGCAACCCCUCACUUGCCAUGAAGAAGCGGCAAAAGCGACGUCUCGACUACGAACGCCAUGAGCAACUGAAGCGCGCGGGCAAAAGCCCAGAUUCGAGGUUGAAAGAUUUGGUGGAAGAAUACGAAGCUCUCAAUGACACCCUCAAGAAAGAACUGCCAGUGCUGUCCCAGAGUACGGUGGAGAUUGGGAAUCUGUGUCUGCUACGGUUUGUGGACAUACAGACCAAGUGGUUUCGCAUUUGGAAGGAGAAGAUGAAGGCAGUGCUCAAGGACAAUGAGGACAUGCCCGACCUCGACGGAAUUGUCAACACGUUCCAACGAGAAUUCCCUUAUGUGGAGGAGCAACUAGCCAGCAUUGGCAUCCUCAACCCAACCACAUGGAGCAGACCAUCCAUGUCGACCUUUGCAAGCACAGACGAUGCGUUGUCGCGGAAGACGAGGUCGCCCAGGCCGUCGGAUGUUGAUACCAUGCGAAGCCGGGGCCUGUCCACAACCACAGACUCGGCACCUUCGCUCCCGACACCUGACUUUAUGAAGGGUGAAAGCAGUACGUCUUCGGUGUCUCCGAUCGCACCCAAGAACGUCGCAAGCCCCCACCAGUACAAUUACCGGGACUACUACGCCGGAUUUCCUCCGGCCACGGCAGGCUCAUCGGCUGGAGUCACGCCGGAAGUAUCUGGCAGCUCGCGAUCCGUUCUCGGCGGGACCUCGACUCGACCAAGCACAGGACGCAGCUUCGACUCGGGUGCGAUUCCAAGGCAGAGCAUGGAGUCGCAAUCGCAGUAUCGACGCGACUCGAGCGCAACAUACAACUCGUCCACAGUGCCACAAGAGGGUCGCCGAUUCUCUGGGCUCUUCCACUCGGCCUUGCCUCUCCCCGAUGGGCCGGAGGAAAACAAGCGAUCGUCUUCGCGAGCAUCCUCCAUGGAUCGCGGUGCGGCUCAUGAUGGGUAUAACGUACUGUGGCUCGCCGCAUCCCUAUUUGAGUUCAACAUUGCGACAACGAAGCACGAAGCCGGCUAUCCCUAUCUAAUCUACCAGGCAGGGGAGAUUUUCGACGUGAUUGCCGAAAAGGGCGAGCUCUGGCUUGCCAAGAACCAGGACGAUGCCAGUGAACAGGUCGGCUGGAUCUGGUCCAAGCACUUUGCCAAGUUGGCAGACUCAUGA